Messenger RNA from Lolium perenne, 4314 nucleotides. The record is from RefSeq and is a predicted model, not a curated record. NCBI's taxonomy places the organism in Eukaryota, Viridiplantae, Streptophyta, Magnoliopsida, Poales, Poaceae.
AUGGUCCUUGAUGCACUCCAGCCUCUGCUCCAGCACGCCGCCGGCGAUCCUCCUCCACCCUGCCGAUUUCCCGAAUCCACCUCCGCCACUCCUCCUACAGACCUCCACGCGCCGCCACUUUCCCGAUUCCGCCACUACACCACAACGCCGAUGUCGCGCCUCUGCCCCCUCCGUCGCAUCUCCUCCUCCACUUCCACCUCGUCGCCAUCACGUUCCUGGUCACCUCACGCUGCCUUUGCGGCGGCCACGGACCGUGCCCGCGCCGGAACGCUCAGCCAGGAGGAUGCACACAGCCUGUUUGACGAAUUGCUGCGCCAAGCCACCCCGGUCCCCGAGCGCUCCCUCAACGACUUCCUUGCUGCACUCGCCCGUGCUCCGUCCUACGACGACCGCAGAAGCGGCCCCGCUCUUGCCGUCGCUCUCUUCAACCGCGUGUGCCGAGAAGAUGCCGGCCUGCAGGUGGCGCCGCCCACAGUCUGCACCUUUGCCAUCCUCAUGGACUGCUGCUGCCGCGCACGUCGACCGGACCUUGGGCUUGCCUUCUUCGGCUGCCUCCUCAAAAAAGGUCUGAAAACAAACCAGAUCAUCGCCAACACCUUCCUCAAGUGCUUCUGCGAUGCAAAACGGACAGAUGAGGCUGUGGACGUACUGCUUCAUAGGAUGUCUGAGCUGGGUUGCGUCCCCAAUGUUAUCUCAUACAACAUAGUUCUCAAGAGGUUAUGUGAAGAUAGAAGGAGCCAGCAAGCACUUGACCUGCUCCUUACGCUGGCAAGAGAAGGAGGUGGCUGUUCCCCCGACGUGGUGUCAUACAGCACGGUCAUCCAUGGCUUCUUUAGGGAGGGUGAGAUAGGCAAAGCAUGCAAUCUCUUCCAUGAAAUGGUGCAGCAAGGAGUUGUGCCCAGUGUGGCAACAUACAACUCGGUUAUUGAUGCAUUGUGCAAGGCCAAAGCAAUGGACAAGGCAGAGCUAAUCCUUCGGCAGAUGGCCGAUAAUGGUGUUCGGCCGAAUAAUGUGACAUACAAUUGCAUAAUCCAUGGAUAUUCCACAUCAAGGCGGUGGAAAGAGGCAGCUAAAAUGUUCAAAGAAAUGACAAGCCUGGGUCUUGUACCAAAUUUUAUUACUUGCAACUCGUUCAUGGUCUCCCUUUGCAAGCAUGGAAGAAGCAAAGAAGCUGCAGAAAUUUUUAAUUCCAUGGCUGACAAGGGACACAAACCUGAUAUCAUCUCGUACACUAUUUUGCUUCAUGGAUAUGCCAGUGAAGGGAGCUUCGCUGAUAUGAUCAAUCUCUUUAACUCAAUGAAAGACAACGAUAUUGUACCCAACUGCCAUGUUUUCAGCAUAUUAAUUGGUGCAUAUGCUAGGUGUGGAAUGAUGGAUGAAGCGAUGCUCAUUUUUGCAGAAAUGCAGGAACAAGGAGUGACUCCGAAUGUAGUCACCUAUUCAACUGUAAUAGCAGCACUUUGUAGAAUGGGUAGGCUGGCCGAUGCUGUUGACAAAUUCAAUGAGAUGAUUGCUGUGGGAAUACAACCUAACAAUGCUGUUUAUCAGUCCCUAAUUCAGGGUUGUUGUAUACAUGGUGAUCUGGUUAAAGCUAAAGAGUUGGUUUCUCAAAUGAUGAACAAAGGUAUCCCCCGCCCUAACAUCGUGUUCUUCAAUUCAGUAAUAAACGGUCUAUGCAAAGAAGGAAGGGUUGUGGAUGCACAAGAUAUAUUUGACUUAGUUAUACACAUUGGUGAGACGCCGGAUGUCAUUACUUUUAAUUCACUGAUUGACGGGUAUGGCUUAGUCGGCAAGAUGGAUACAGCACUUGGAAUACUUGAUGCCAUGGUAUCAGCAGGUGUUCAGCCUGAUGUUAUUACAUAUAGUACACUUGUGAAUGGAUAUUUUAGAAAUGGAAGGGUCGAUGAUGCUUUGGCUCUAUUCGCAGAAAUGCUGCAUAAGGGAGUUAAACCUACAACUGUCACAUAUGGCAUCAUAUUGGAUGGGUUAUUUCGUGCUGGGAGAACUGAUGAUGCAAAGAAAAGGUUCCGUGAGAUGACCCAAAGUGGAAUAACUGUCAACAUUUCCAUAUACAAUAUAAUUCUUGGAGGGUUUUGCAGAAAUAAUUGUGCCGGCGAAGCAAUCACGUUGUUCCAUAAAUUAGGUGAAAUGAAUGUGAAGUUUGAUAUCAAAACACUCAAUAUCAUGAUCGAUGCAAUGUACAAGCUUCAGAGAAGAGAAGAAGCUAAAAAAUUAUUUGCUGCAAUAUCAAACAGUGGGUUGGUACCUAAUGCUUUUACUUAUAGCAUAGUGAUAAAAAAUCUUCUAAAAGAAGGAUCACUGGAAGAAGCUGACAAUAUAUUUUCAUCAAUGGAGAAGAUUGGUUGUGCUCCGAGCUCCUGUCUUAUAAAUGAUAUCAUUAGAAUGUUGUUGGAAAAUGGCAAGAUUGCCAAGGCCGGAGAUUAUUUGUCUAAAGUUGAUGGGAAGAGCAUCUCACUUGAAGCUUCAACUACUUCAUUGAUGCUGUCUCUCUUUUCAACGAAUGGGAAAUAUCGGGAGGAUAUGAAAUUGCUCCCUGCAAAGUACCAAAUCUUUGAUGGACUUGGUUGAGUAGUUGAUUGAUCGCAUAUGAGACCACCUCAUGACAAAUCACAUGGAUUUUUUUUUCCUCACAUAAAGCCCUCCUGCCAGCAUAAGAAAUCCAAAUUGUCUGCUUGGACCAACACAAAUACACCAAGUUUGCAUAGGAGACGGGGUCAAAGCAUUUGCAUGAUGAGAAUGUCUUGCUCUUGUACACAUGCAGUGUGCAUUACUCUUCAUUUUUUAUAUCUGGUACCUGAAUUCCACGUCGGUGCUGCUAUGCCUCGUUGUGCUCUGUUUGCCAUGUCAAGCUUCUCAAAAGAAGCCUGGUGACCGGGUGUAUACGUGAGCACGCAUCCAAGCUUUUGGCCUAAACUUCUGUUCCAAUGACUUGGAAGCAUCCGGACUCCAGAGUUCCCAGAAGAUUGUCAAAUUUUAGCGAGCUGUCCCUGCACUUACGGAUGGAGAAGAGCUUACUGCAAGUGGAACUCACAGUUCUAAAGGAAAUCCCCAAAUAAAGUUCCCUUUUACUUUCCAAGAUCCAGUGAGCGGAGAUUCGAACCCGACUCACCUAUCUAAACUAAACUGAAGAUUUACUGUUGAACGAUGCAAAUUCAAUGAAGACUAUCCAGUUGAAAUCAACAUAGUCGACAAAUGAGUGUGUUCCCCAGAAGAAAUAUCCUUUUUGAACCAGCAGUUGUAUCUUCUCACUUGUACUGACAGCAAAGACUUGUUGGAUGCCAAAGCAAAAAUACUGCCAAAGCAAAAAUACAGAAUCAGUCAAGUAAGAGCACAGGCUCCAUGGAGUGGGUGUCGGGAUUUCUGCAAAGUUGCCAACACUUCCAGACCAGUGUUGGUUUGUGAGCAGGAUCUGACCAUCCAUCCAUCCAUCCAUCCAUCCAUCGAGGAGUCACUCCUGAGUCCUGCCUUUCAUGUCUUGUUCAGAAGUUGAUGAUGCAAAACCUACCUGAACCCAAAUGCUCGGGGAGCCAAACAUUUUGUGAAGGAAAAUAAAAUGUGAUGGUGGGAUUGCCAUACCCAUGAAGCUUUUGUGGCACGUGUUUUCUGUACAAGCAGGAACAUGAUGAACUUCUGAUGUUUUUAAAGCUGCAGAACGAUCGUGCUGCUGCCAUUGCCGAUCUGAGCGAUGUGCAAUUGCGGUUUCAUCCUAUAUAUGAGGCCAUCCGAUUUGAUACUAGAGGAGGAGCAACAAGACAGCAGCUCGCAACCGGAAAUAUGUUAUGAUCGCAGGAAUCAGCCACCAGGUAGGUAUGAUCAUUCGUUCUUCAAUUCAAUCCGACCGCAAGCAGUUAGUUUCCUGCAUCGAUUGAUGGAUCACCUAGACAGAAGAUGUACUGCCGUGAAGCAAGACAUUGCGAAUCCCAUCGAUCCCCAUGAUGCACCUGGACCUGGAGUCCUGGACGCACGGUCGCUGCAGUUUUCUUUUUCUUCAAACGAAAGAAAACAAGCCACAAGUCACACGUAGUGCGUGCAUGCGUCCAAGACCACUCACAAAAUGGAUUAAUGCCCUACAGAACGGGCGGGUGCUACCAUCAAUUAAUCUUUUUCUUUUCUUUUCCCUGGUUCCGGAUCGAUCGAGGGAAUAAGUGUCGUGAUCGGAAUCAUACAGGGCUCCAAAUCAAUCUAGACUCGAAAUAUGUAUGCGCAAUGUUGGUUAUGCCUAAAAAUGUACUAACUGUAUCACUGUACUGCUAAAAGUUCUGUCUCACUGACAAGGACAUAAAUUCUUAUGCC